This is a messenger RNA of Pollicipes pollicipes, 1035 nucleotides long. Its product is annotated as gamma-gliadin. Lineage: Eukaryota; Metazoa; Arthropoda; Thecostraca; Pollicipedomorpha; Pollicipedidae. The record is from RefSeq and is a predicted model, not a curated record. The transcript has 2 exons. The coding region runs from base 74 to 838 and encodes 254 amino acids. Gene Ontology annotation, molecular function: structural constituent of chitin-based larval cuticle. Gene Ontology annotation, cellular component: chitin-based extracellular matrix.
CGCGCCGUCCGUAUAUAAGCCGCCUGUCAAGGACAGGGCCACACACACCGUCACCGGACAGUCGAGAGUCAACAUGAUCGGACAGCUGGUUCUCCUUGGCGCGAUUGGAGCCGUUCUGGGCCAGGCCCAGAACGCGGCCAUCCUCAACGAGAACCGCUCUGCCGACGUGUCCGGCAAGUACGACUUCGGCUUUGCGUCGGAAGAUGGCAUUGCCCGUGUGGAGACGGCCGGCAAUGACGGCGAGGUGCGCGGUCAGUACCAGUACGUCGAUGCCAACGGUCAGACGAUCGUCGUCAAGUACACGGCUGGCAAGAACGGCUUCCAGGUCGACUCGCCCGUGCUGCCGAAGGCGCCUCGGGGUCUGCCCACCAUUCGGCCCCAGCAGCAGCAGUUUGCCCCUCAGCAGCAGCAGUUCAACAACCAGCAGUUCGCUCCCCGGCAGCAGUUCGCCCCGCAGCCGCAGCAGUUCGCUCCUCGGCCGCAGCAGUUCAACAACCAGCAGUUCGCUCCCCAGCAGUUCAACGCCCCGCAGUUCCAGAACCGCCAGCAGUUCCAGGCUCCCCAGAACUUCCAGAACUUCCAGGGUCCCCAGCAGUUCCAGGGUCCCCAGAACUUCCAGGGCCCCCAGAACUUCCAGGGCCCCCAGAACUUCCAGGGUCCCCAGAACUUCCAGGGUCCCCAGAACUUCCAGGGUCCCCAGAACUUCCAGAACUUCCAGCAGGGUGUGCAGCGGUUCGCGCCCCAGGCGGCGCCAGCCGGCCCUCCGGCUGCGCGCUACCCGGCCGGCGUUGACCCGAGCUUCUGCCCGAACUACCCCAUCUGCCCUACCGCCCAGUGAGCUCUCCUGCCGCCGCGCGCGGAGCGACGGAUUGGCUGUGCUAGGUGCUGUUUUGUAAGUGCCCUGGGGAAAAUCAGGCGCAUACGUUCUGCCCGAAAUGUCCAGGCGAGCACGGCUCGUUUUCCCUGGCGUUAGUCAAUGUGUGUGUUCAAAAUGUUUUCUAUGACAAUGCAAAUACAUAUUUUCCGAAAAACCUA